AUAAGAAAUGUAUGUUAUGUUUAUUAUCAUUGAUUAUAGAAAUAAUAGUUCAUCUAAAUAAUGAAUAUUACCAUAGAAUAGAAUAAUAUUAAGAAAAAAUAUUACCACAGAUUAAAUAAAAUAAAAAUAAAAUAAUAGUUUUAAUCUGUGAUAUUACUUAGCUUAAUCAUGGGUUGGAAUAUUUACAAAUUGUUGUGUUGUUGUGGCAGUUCUAAUGAAUCAACUAGAGUAGAUUUGGCAAUUGUUCGAGAACAACAAGCUGCUGCUGCUGAAAAACGUUUAAGAGAACAAGAAAGUCGAGGCAUUAAAAAUCCAGAUCGUGUCAAACGUAUGCAGCGAGAACAACAAAAACGUGAUGAAGAAGCUAACAAAAAUACUAAUAUGGGAACAAGUACUGGAUUAAAGUGGCAAGUCAGUUAAUUAUUCAAAAUAUUGAAGUUAAUGUAUCCAUCCUCAAAAUAUGUAUUUAUUUAUUUAUUGUAUUAAUCUAUUAAAUUAUGAUUUUAAUUACUGUAUGUAAUUACUUAUGUAAAUAACAUGUAAUGUUAUUUUAGUUUAUUAAAAUAUAUUUUUUCUAUUCCAUAAUUCAUA
Molecule: messenger RNA, 591 nt
Organism: Aphis gossypii (cotton aphid)
Lineage: Eukaryota; Metazoa; Arthropoda; Insecta; Hemiptera; Aphididae
Gene: Svip
Exons: 4
Coding region: 169-420 (83 amino acids)
Biological process (GO): negative regulation of retrograde protein transport, ER to cytosol; positive regulation of autophagy; negative regulation of VCP-NPL4-UFD1 AAA ATPase complex assembly
Cellular component (GO): endoplasmic reticulum membrane
Source: RefSeq, a predicted model, not a curated record